CUUGCGCUGCCUCAAGAUCCUGUGGCUGAGUGGCACGGGGCUGGGCACCCUGCCUGAGGGGCUGUGCCAGCUGGGCACCCUGGAAAGCCUCAUGCUGGAUGGGAACCAACUGCGGGUCCUGCCCCCCGGCUUCGGCCGUCUUCAGCGCCUCAAGAUGCUGAACCUCUCCUCCAACUUGCUGAGUGAGUUCCCCGAGGCUGUGCUUGCCCUGCCCAGCCUGGAGGAGCUCUACCUGAGCCGCAACCAGCUCACCCUGCUGCCUGCCCGCGUCUGCCAGCUGCACCAGCUCCGUACCCUCUGGUUGGACAACAACCGCAUCCGCUACCUGCCCGAUUCUGUUGUUCAGCUCCACAACCUGGAGGAACUCGUGCUGCAGGGCAACCAGAUCGCCAUCCUGCCCGAGGGCUUUGGGCAGCUCUCACGGGUCACCCUCUGGAAGAUCAAGGACAACCCACUCAUCCAGCCCCCUUACGAGGUUUGCAUGAAGGGCAUCCCCUACAUUGCCGCUUACCAGCAGGAGUUGGCGCACUCCCAGCCUGCUCUCAAGCCCCGGCUCAAGCUGGUCCUCAUGGGCCUGAAGGAUGCUGGCAAGACCCUGCUGAGAAGGUGCCUGAUGGAGGAGGAGAGGCAGAGAGACUCUCCCCUGGUUGCAGCUGGCAAAGAUGCUGGGAGAACCCAGCAGCAACAAGACAUCACCCUGGGCCCAACUCCCGAAGGUGUUGGGAAAAUACAGCUAGGACGUAGCCCCAUGACUGAGCCCCGAGAUGCUUUGUCUUCAAAAGGCUCCUCUCUAGGAUAUGCCUCCAUUGAGCAGCAGGACUCGCUGCUGUCUCCAUCCCUUAAAGUUGCUGGGAAAAUCAAGUUAGAGCACCAGGAUGCCUGUCUGUUUCCAUCCCCAAAAGUUAAUGGAGAAGCCCAGAUAGGACACUUCUCCAUGCUGCUGGAGCGAGAUGCCUCCUUGACACCAUUGGUAGCAGGACUUCCAGGCACCAGCCAGGGCAUCGAGGUGACGGACUGGACAGCAGAUGUAGAGAGGGGUCUGACCUUCAUUGUGUAUGAGCUGGCAGGUGACCCUAGCUAUGAUGUGAUCCAAUCAUUCUUCCUUUCGCCGGGAGCCCUGUAUGUGCUGGUGGUGAACCUGAGUGCCUACACCCCACAUUGCUUCUACUCUGCAGUGGGCUACUUCCUGCACUGGCUAGGUGCCAAAGUGCCCCAUGCUGUAGUGUGCAUAGUGGGCACCCAUGCUGACCUGUGCGCUGAGCGGGAAUUGGAGGAAAAGUGUCUGGACAUCCACCACCAAAUUGCCCUGCAGGAGAAGCGGGAUGCCGAGGGACUCCAGAGUUUGGCCCAGCAGGUGGACGAUGCCCUGGGACAGGACUUUGACCUGCGUUGCUCCAGCCCUCACACUGUCUUCUAUGGGGUUUCAGAUAAGAACCUGCGGCGCAAGAAGGCCCAGUUCCAGUAUCUGCUCAACCACCGGCCGCAGAUCCUCUCACCUGUGCUCGCCAUCAGCUGCCAGGACCACUACCAAGUGCGCCGCCUGCGGGACAAGCUUCUGUCAGUAGCUGAGCACCGGGACAUCUUCCCAAACCUGCAUCGGGUGCUACCCAAGUCCUGGCAGGUGCUGGAAGAGCUGCACUUCCAGCCGCAGGCUCAGCAACUGUGGCUCAGCUGGUGGGAUUCGGCGCGGCUGGGCUUGCAGGCGGGCCUGACCGAGGACCGACUCCAGAGUGCCCUGUCCUAUCUGCAUGAAAGUGGCAAGCUGCUGUACUUCGAGGAGCAUUUGACUCUGCGGGAGUAUGUAUUCCACAAUCUGCCAAGGCUCAUUGACAUCCUCAAUGUCUUCUGCCAGCAGGACACUACGGUGCUGCUCCAGAAACUGCUCAGUGACGCCCAGGUAGAUGAACUGAGAGCCACCCAGCUCCACCACUAUGUGGAAGGAUUCCUGCUGCAUGGGCUCCUUCCUGCCCAUGUAAUCCGCCUGCUUCUUAAGCCCCAUAUUCAGAGCCGGGAGGACCUGCAGCUUAUCCUGGAGCUGCUGGAGAAAAUGGGGCUCUGCUACUGCAUCAAUAAGCCCAAAUGCAAACCCCUCAAUGGGGCCACUGCCUGGUACAAGUUCCCCUGCUAUGUGAAGAAUGAGGUGCCCCAUGCAGAGGCGUGGAUUAAUGGUACAAACCUGAGUGGACAGUCUCUUGUCAUUGAACAGUUGCAGAUUGAAUACACCUUCCCCUUUAUUUUCCCUCCUGGAUUAUUUGCACGAUACAGUGUCCAGAUUAACAGUCAUGUGGUUCAGCGGUCUGAUGGCAAAUACCAGAUUUAUGCCUACAGGGGAAAAGUACCUGUGGUGGUGAGUUACAGGCCUGCUAGGAGCACUCUGCAACCAGAUACUCUGUCUAUUGCUAGUCACGCAUCUCUACCAAAUAUAUGGACAGCCUGGCAAGCUAUUACCCCCUUAGUGGAAGAACUGAAUGUACUGCUUCAAGAGUGGCCAGGUCUCUACUACACUGUGCACAUCCUCUGUUCCAAGUGCCUUAAAAGGGGAUCGCUGAACCCAUACGCUUUUCCAGGAGAAUUGCUGAGUCAGCCUAGACCAGAGGGAGUGAUGGAAAUAAUCUGCCCCAGAAAUGGCAGCGAGAGAGUCAAUGUCGCAUUGAUUUAUCCCCCAACCCCGACAGUCAUCAGCCCUUGUUCCAAGUGAGCUCUGAGAGACGCACGGACCCCCAAUUUCAGUACAUGCCAAAAACCCUACAGAAGACAAGCCCUUGCUAAGCAUUUUUGAAAACUAGCCGCCACAGAGCCCAGGGACUGUUCUAAUUAUUAAUGGGAUGUGGACAUCCCCUUCUCAGAAUAAAGGUACAGUAAAGCAAAAUCCUCUUCAGUUUGUUUUGCUGGAUGAAGGAAAUGUUUGACUAACUGGUGAUUCUUCUUUGAGUGCUGGUCCGUGUGCCUAUUCCAUCUGUGGAUACACAUGCACACCAUGCUCCCGUGCCCAGAGAAUUUAACAAGCAGUGUCUGUUGGUGCAGAUCUCCUCGUGUUCCCAAGUUGAGGGUAUCAGAGGCAGUGUGAGUAGACACCACCUCAGUUCCUUCUAACCACCACAUGGCCAGAGUCAGAAUCCAGUGUCCUCUCCUUCUUCAGCCUUUCAGAAA
This is a messenger RNA of Chelonoidis abingdonii (Abingdon island giant tortoise), 3150 nucleotides long. RefSeq names its product malignant fibrous histiocytoma-amplified sequence 1 homolog. The record is from RefSeq and is a predicted model, not a curated record. Gene Ontology annotation, molecular function: protein binding. Gene Ontology annotation, cellular component: cytoplasm. NCBI's taxonomy places the organism in Eukaryota, Metazoa, Chordata, Testudines, Testudinidae.